CAAACCAUCGCAGGUGCUUUCGAUAGCAUGCUCCAGACCUGGGACAUACCGAAGACGUCUGUCCACGUAGUGCUCCGAGACAACGCACGAAAUAUGAUAAAGGCCAUGAGUGAUGCUGAGCUGCCCAGCCUACCGUGUACUGCUCACACCCUACAGCUGGUGGUUCACGAGGGCAUUCUGUCACAGAGGAGUGUUGCUGAUGCGGUGGCAGUCGGCCGCAAAAUAGUUGGGCAUUUUAAACAUUCUGCUCUGGCCAACUCCCGCCUCGAGGACAUUCAGUUAGAGAUCAACCAGCCUGCGAAGCGGCUCCAGCAAGACGUACAGACCCGCUGGAAUAGCACCUUUUAUAUGAUACAGUCAUUGAUUGAGCAGAAACGGCCUCUGGGAAUAUUCGUAUCUGAACAUGGACUCCCUGAUACUCUCACGGCUCACCAGUGGAUACUGCUGGAGAAGGUGCUAUCUGUUUUGGGUCCGUUCAAGGAGUUAACUCGAAAAGUUAGCUCUUCAGAUGCCAUGGCCGCAGAUGUCAUUCCAGCAGUCACUGUGCUGCACAGAUUUCUAACAAGGGAGACUAAUGAGGACCAUGGGAUCAAAGCAAUGAAGGGAACCUUGGCUGCAGCUGUCAGGAAGCGAUUCGCUGAUGUGGAGGAAAACCCACUCUACAGCAUCGCAACGCUACUCGAUCCCAGGUAUAAAAAUCUGUUUUUCUCCAACACCACCAUUGCUGCAAAUGCCAAAGAGAUGCUGAAACUUGAGCUGCUAAGGUUGCCUGGAGAAGCGGACAAGCAGGAGGAUGAUGACCUGAAUGAACCACCUUCAAGAAAACCACGCAGUGACCAACCAACUAGUAGUCUAGACAGCAUAUUUGAUGAAAUUGCAUCAGCAUCAGUGGGCAGAGCUGCAGUAGGUUCUAAUGUACAGUUAGACACAUAUCUUGGAGAGGCCGCAAUUUCACGAGAAGACAAACCACUACAAUACUGGAUGGUUAAUAAAGUGCGGUUCCCAACUCGGCGGCCAGAUACCUUUCAGCACCUUGCACUAGUGUUGACAGUGAAAGGCUGUUCAGCUCAGUGUCACACAUUGUGAGUGAAAGCAGAAACAGGCUCACAGCUGAUCAUGCAGAGAUGAUUCUUUUCAUCAAAAAGAACCUGCCUCUCACUUUCCCAAAAAAAGCUUAGAGAGACCUCAGAGACCACACCAUUGCAUGCUGACUGAAGUUUGAUAUUUUGUUUAAUUCGAAUGUGGACACUCUGCAAUAGGUUCAUUAAUGUUCUGUCAAUCUGAAAGGUGGAGACAGUGCCAAAUAGUUAAGUGAUAUUUUGUUUGAUUAAAAUGUGGAAACUCUGCAAUAAUUUCACAGAAUAUGUUUAUUUUUCACUUGAAAUUUUAGUUUUAUAGUCAUUUUUAAUUUAUUGAUAUUUUAUUUUUAUCUAAUUCAUCAUCAUUUGUUGUAACAAGCAGAGAAGAAAAUAAAACCUGUCUUCCAA
Messenger RNA from Centropristis striata (black sea bass), 1487 nucleotides. Its product is annotated as zinc finger BED domain-containing protein 4-like. Bases 28 to 1086 code for a protein of 352 amino acids. Lineage: Eukaryota; Metazoa; Chordata; Actinopteri; Perciformes; Serranidae. The record is from RefSeq and is a predicted model, not a curated record. The transcript is spliced from 2 exons.